CAUUGGCCGGUUUCAGUUCCAAUCCCAGCCAAUCAGAAUACAAUGCUGACACCCUUCGAAAUUUAAAAAAUACGCUAAUAACCUUCAGUCGCUUUUCGGAUGCUGUAGUGAAAACAUUAGUGUUGUUAAAAUUUGUUGAAAAUUGUUUUUUUGCGUUGUGUGUGCUAAUAUUGUUUUUAUGCCAACUAUAACGGACAUAUCGGGAAGUAGUGUGUACGUCACCUCCAUGGCGUCAGACCAGGAGUCCUGUUCUGAUGAGGAACCAGACAGUGAGAUGUUGAGUGAUGACUUCUGUCUACCAGACAGCGAUGAUGAUCGGCAAAUCAGGAGUGUUCAGAAUCACUCAGAGGACCUUCCAUCCCUCAACUCCUGCCUCCUCCGUCCACCUCGCAAGCUGUUCACGAACUGCCGAGAACGCUGGAGACAGCAGAAUGUUAGUGGAGCCUUCGCAGAGUUGAGGAGAUUGGUGCCAACCCACCCCCCGGAUAAGAAAUUGUCCAAGAAUGAGAUCCUAAGGAUGGCUAUAAGGUACAUAGGCCUCCUAUGCGAAGUACUAGAAUGGCAGAAGAACCAUGGUCUAUCUAUGAACAAAGAGAAUUCAGUAAAUCUCGCUAUCAAAUGUGAGCCACCACUAAGUCCUCAGUCUAGGAGACUCCGACUAAAAAGGCCAUACUUCGAAGAUGACGGUCCUAAACACAAAAUCUUUCAUGAAACUGAUCAAAAAUAUGGCAAUGAAGAAAAUGAAGAACUGAAACGGAAUUUUCAGAGGAAUUUGACACAAAGAUCAGAUUUUUACUUCGGCAAAGAACAUUUAAGGGUUUUGCGGAAUCAGUAUUAUUUUAAUUCAAGAUGGCGGCCUAAUGUUCCGUUUAGGAGCUUGGCUGAUAGAAAUGGGAACAAUUUACUGAUGAUUGCUCCAGCUCAAAAUGUUGAUGGAAAAACCGGAAAUGCCAAAGAGAAAGAUAUAAAAGAUAAUAAAUAAAGGGAUAUUCCUGAUAUAAUUUGUAUGAAGGUGACGGAUUUUUAAUUGUUCAACCUCUUUUCUGAAGUUACAAGAACAAGUAAUAGUGUUGAUAUUAUUUUCAUUGUAAAUAGUGUAUUAAUCGUAUUUAAAUGAUCUCUUGUUAUUAUUAGUGACAUACUUAGUUGUAUUUACGAUACUAUUAUAUUUAGUGAUUAAAUAAAUGUAUUAACAUAAAUUAACCUACAUUUUUUA
Molecule: messenger RNA, 1216 nt
Organism: Amyelois transitella
Lineage: Eukaryota; Metazoa; Arthropoda; Insecta; Lepidoptera; Pyralidae
Exons: 4
Coding region: 179-982 (267 amino acids)
Biological process (GO): regulation of transcription by RNA polymerase II
Molecular function (GO): RNA polymerase II cis-regulatory region sequence-specific DNA binding; protein dimerization activity; DNA-binding transcription factor activity, RNA polymerase II-specific
Source: RefSeq, a predicted model, not a curated record